GCCCACGUCGCCCUGAGUGCGCGCUUGGCGUUCAAUAGACCUGUAGCCGGGGCAGGGGCAAGAUCAGAGUGGGCGCUGCUCAGCCCUCUCGCCCGAGUGCAAAGAAAGAACCUUCCCGCGACGCGAGAUUUGCCUUCACUGGAUCACAAGUUGAGCAUAUAAGAUUAAUUUCCUCAGAUCAAGAAACAUGUCUGAUGAAGAUAUCAAUACUUUAGCCUAUACCAAAAGCCCAAAGUUCUCCAAAAGAACCACUUUUCAGGACGAACUACAAGAAGCACUUCUUGCUCGCGCAGCAAAACAGCAAUCUUCUGAAUAUUCGGAAGAUUUUGAAAGUGAUGAAGAAGGUUCAGAGGAGGAGUUUCCUGAAACUGUGGAAAACACCCCAAAGAAAUCAAUUUCCUUUGCAACAUCCAAGUAUAAUCUUCGCAAUAUGAGCACUUUGAAAAGAGAAAGUGCAGAUGACUUGUCUUCGUCAGAUGAAGAUGAGAGACCUCAAUAUGUGUCCAGGUUUGAGAGAGAGAUUUUGAGUGACGAGAGGCAAGCUGAACAUUCUGGGUCAGGUGAAGGGAGUGCAGCAAAAACAUCCAUUUCAUUUGAAGUAUCUCUGCCACAUCACUACUCUUUUGAAAAAAAACAUGCUGAUGACUUGAUUUUGACAGAAGCUGAAGAGAAGAGACCUCAAGAAACAGCUAUGUUGGAGAGUAAACAUCGGAUUGAAGAGAGGCAAGAAGAUGACUCAGUUUCUGAAGCAGGGUCAGGUUUUGAAGAAGAAGGUGAUCAGCAGGAAGAGGAACCAAUGUUUGAUUUGCAGAUAGAGAGGGAAGAUACAGUUCAGUGCAAAACUGAAAUCAAGCCAAUGCCAAGGCCAAGGGAAUUUAAGACCAAGGCGGCAUCAGCAUCAGCUGAGAAUAUUAGCAUUCCUGCACGAUAUGAUUAUGCAAAGCCAUCUUCUCAACCUAGGAGUGUUUUGAGAAAAAGCAGCCAUGUGGAGGAUUACGAAGGAACUAAGGCAGAGGACAGGACAUCUCACAGCCACAGAUUUUCACUGUCUGCACCAUCUUCUGAAACAAGGCUAAAUGAUCAAGUGAAGAAAUCUGAAAAUAGAGCACUUUCUGAAAGUCCUGGUCCUGAGGGCCCCUGGAUUGCAAGCUCCUCAUCCCCAUUCCCUAUUCAUUUUUCAUCAGCGGAUGAGAGAACUGGAGAUUCCAAUUUGGCAAUAUCUGCAGAAGAAUCUUCUUCAAAAGAAGAUGAACAGAAAGAAACUGAUAACUGCAAUGAUCUGAAAUUGCUGGAAAGUGGCAGAGAAUCCCCUUCUGUGAUAGAACUAAUGAUGACAACAGUUUAUGAGAAAAAUAAGAAACUUCACAAGUCAACUGAGGAUUAUCUGGAAGGAAAGCUGCAGACAUUAGAACACAGUGCCAUUGAGGAUGGAUCAAAUGAGACAACAAAGUAUGAUAAAUUUGAACAAAAGGUAGCACUAAGUACUUCAAAGGCUGUGCUGGGUACCUCAAAGGAUUCAUUAAAGGUGUGUUUGAUGGACUAUUGUCAUAUAGCCUUAAAUAGAUACGUAUAUGCACACAUAUUCAUAUCUUUCAGCUCUACCUACUUGAAGAAAACUGGGAAGUACUCCCCCAUCCCAAUAAGUACAUCAUCUCAGUAUUUGGGAACAUUAAAGGUCUUGGACAAUAAGCAUUUGCAAAAAUUCAGUGCCGAACUUGACAAAGCAGAUAGUUUACGGGCAGCUGUCUACCAGGACUGGUUGGAAAAGAAAAGAAUCUUUCUGUUGGAACUACAAAGAAUAAAAAGAAACAAAGCUGAGCACUUGAGGGAAAAGAAUGAAAAGAAAGCAGCUGCUAAGAAAGAAGAAGCACUUGCAUCCUUUGAAGCCUGGAAGGCCAUGAAAGAAAAAGAAGCAAAGAAACUGGCUGAGAAGAAAAGGCUAGAAGAGGCCAAGAAAAAGAUGGAAGCAGAACUGAAUGAGAAGAAGAAGGAAGAGGCCCAAAAGGCUUUCGAGAAAUGGAAAGAAAAGAAAGCUGAAUAUUUAAAACAACAAAUAGAAAGGAAGAAAAGAGUUGAAAGAUUAAAGAAGAAGAAAGAAGAGGAGGUUGUUGCAGAGAAGAAGAAAGACAGCACAUCCGCUGUUGAAAAAUGGAACGAGAAAAAAGAGGAAUUCCUGAAGCAAAAGAAAAAAGAAAAAACCCAAGAAAGAAGAAAACAAAUAGAACAAGAAGUUGAGAAGGAAGAAAAGGAUAAAAGAGCGAUAGAAGAAUAUGAAAAAUGGCUGGAAGAGCCGCUGCUUCUGCAAAGCCAUGUCAGCCCAGCAAAGAACCAGCAAAGUGUAGCAGCAGCAGCUGCCCAAGAGAAGAAAGAAAUGAACCAGAUGAUACAGACAAAGCAAAAGAAACUCCAGGUUAUCCUUGAAGAUGAAACUCCACCUCCAUGGAGCCCACCUGGCAAAGUUGUUUCUUCAAGAAGCUACUGAGAUGCCCAGGGCCAUGAGGGAAAGUUCCAACCUUCUGCCAUCGUCUUAUCACCGUUAUUGCACAACAUCUGAUUUUAACAUGAAUUGAAAUUGGCUCUUUCA
This is a messenger RNA of Lacerta agilis (Sand lizard), 2584 nucleotides long. RefSeq names its product microtubule associated protein 9 (gene MAP9). Gene Ontology annotation, molecular function: microtubule binding. Lineage: Eukaryota; Metazoa; Chordata; Lepidosauria; Squamata; Lacertidae. Gene Ontology annotation, biological process: mitotic cytokinesis; mitotic spindle assembly; regulation of mitotic cytokinesis. The transcript has 14 exons. Bases 188 to 2482 code for a protein of 764 amino acids. Gene Ontology annotation, cellular component: astral microtubule. The record is from RefSeq and is a predicted model, not a curated record.